AUGCCUUCAUUCUUCCAAUCCGUCUCUAAAGCGCCCCGCGGUUCUAGCUCCGUCCGCGCGCACUCCCUCCCGUUGCGCGCGACAACUCCCCUUCCGCCGCCCACGCUCUCUCCCUCCCGCCACGUUCUCUCGCUUCCCUCCUGUCGCGACAGUCCCCUCCGUCGCCCACGCUCACUCCUCCCCACCACGCACGCUCUCCCCCCAUCCAUCGCCCACGCUCACUGCCCGUACUCCGCACACGCUCACUUCCCUCCGUCGCCCAGGCUCACCCCCUGCCCCUCGCCUUCUCUCAUUCCCCUCCGUCGCCUAUGCUCCAUCCCCAUCCCUUCCCUCCCCAUCCCUCAUCUCCCCAUCCCUUCCCUCCCUAUCCCUCAUCUCCCCAUCCCUUCCCUCCCCAUCCCUCAUCUCCCCAUCCCGUCCCUCCCCAUCCCUCACCUCCCCAUCCCCGCCUCCCCAUCCCUUCCCUCUCCAUCCCUUCCCUCCCCAUCCCUCACCUCCCAGUCUCUCAACUUACCGUCCCUCUUCUCCCCAUCCCUCUUCUCCCCAUCCCUCUUCUCCCCAUCCCUCUUCUCCCCAUCCCUUCCCUCUCCAUCCCUCACCUCACCAUUCCAAGCUUUUUGGGGAGGGGAGAUGCGGUUCCGCCCCACCCCACUCCGCUCUCCCCCAUCUCCGCCCCACCCCACUACGCUCUCCCCCAUCUCCGCCCCACCCCACUACGCUCUCCCCCAUCUCCGCCCCACCCCACUACGCUCUCCCCCAUCUCCGCCCCACCCCACUACGCUCUCCCCCAUCUCCGCCCCACCCCACUCCGCUCUCCCCCAUCUCCGCCCCACCCCACGCCGCUCUCCCCCAUCUUCGCCCCACCCCAUUCCGCCCCACCCCAUCUCAAGGUCACCCCAUUCCGCCCCACCCUUCAAAAUCACCCCAUUCCGCCCCACCCAUCUCUGCCCCACCCAUCUCCACCCCAACCCAUCUCUGCCUCUCGUUUGUCUCCUACCAUAA
Messenger RNA from Closterium sp. Naga37s-1, 1002 nucleotides. The record is from the annotation of a GenBank genome assembly. Lineage: Eukaryota; Viridiplantae; Streptophyta; Zygnematophyceae; Desmidiales; Closteriaceae.